Gadus chalcogrammus (walleye pollock) is the source of this 2237-nucleotide messenger RNA. RefSeq names its product glutamate decarboxylase 1-like. Lineage: Eukaryota; Metazoa; Chordata; Actinopteri; Gadiformes; Gadidae. The transcript has 17 exons. Gene Ontology annotation, cellular component: cytoplasm; presynaptic active zone. Gene Ontology annotation, biological process: GABA biosynthetic process. The coding region runs from base 186 to 1934 and encodes 582 amino acids. The record is from RefSeq and is a predicted model, not a curated record. Gene Ontology annotation, molecular function: pyridoxal phosphate binding; glutamate decarboxylase activity.
UCGCGCUCUAUUGGUAUUCUGCUGUCGUCGCCGUUGGACUGUUAGAUCUCGUACCUUUGCCGGAUUUCUGGUCGCUCCGUCAUAGGUCCAAACACAGACUCGACAACCUGUGCGCCUGCUGAAGUUCCCGGGUUAUUCCCCGCCGAAGAUCACCUAAUUACCGAACCGAAGAACACGGAAGAGCGAUGGCCACGUCCGAACCCACCGCCAGCGGCGCGGACCCAGACCCUAACACCGCCAAUUUAAGACCCUCGUCCACAACCUACGAUCAGGCAUGGAUGCACGGGUGCACACGGAAACUGGGAAUGAAGAUCUGUGGGUUCUUGCAGAAGAACAACAGCCUGGACGACAAGGGGAGGCUCGCGGGCCAGAAGAACCUGCUCUCUUGCGGAGACAACAGCGACUCGCGCUUCCGCCGCACGGAGAGCGACUUCUCCAAUCUGUAUGCUCGAGACCUGCUUCCCGCCAAAAAUGGCGAGGAGCCAACCAUCCAGUUCCUGAUGGAGGUGGUCGAGAUCCUCACCAACUACGUCAGGAAGACGUUCGACCGCUCCACCAAGGUGCUGGACUUCCACCACCCACACCAGCUGCUGGAGGGCAUGGAGGGCUUCAACCUGGAGCUGUCCGACCAACCGGAGUCCUUGGAGCAGAUCCUGGUGGACUGCAGGGACACGCUCAAGUAUGGCGUCCGCACAGGUCACCCACGCUUCUUCAACCAGCUCUCCACCGGCCUGGACAUCAUCGGCCUGGCCGGGGAGUGGCUGACCUCCACGGCCAACACCAACAUGUUCACCUAUGAGAUUGCGCCGGUGUUUGUUCUGAUGGAGCAGCUGACCCUGAAGAAGAUGAGGGAGAUGGUGGGCUGGCCCAACGGCGAGGGGGACGGCCUGUUCUCCCCAGGGGGCGCCAUCUCCAACAUGUACAGCGUGAUGAUCGCACGCUACAAGUACUUCCCUGAGGUGAAGGCCAAGGGCAUGUCUGCAGCACCGCGCCUGGUCCUCUUCACCUCCGAACACAGCCACUACUCCAUCAAGAAGGCCGGCGCUGCCCUGGGUUUCGGCUCAGAGAACGUCAUCCUGCUCAGCACCGAUGAGAGGGGGAGAGUCAUUCCUGCAGACCUGGAGGCCAAGAUCAUUGACGCCAAACAGAAGGGCUGCGUGCCGCUGUUUGUGAAUGCCACGGGGGGCUCCACCGUGUACGGGGCCUUCGACCCCAUCAAUGAGAUCGCCGACAUCUGUGAGAAGUACAACCUAUGGCUGCACGUGGACGGGGCGUGGGGAGGAGGUCUGCUGAUGUCCAGAAAGCACCGCCACAAGCUCGACGGGAUCGAGAGGGCCAACUCUGUGACCUGGAACCCCCACAAGAUGAUGGGGGUCCCCCUGCAGUGCUCUGCCAUCCUGGUCCGGGAGAAGGGCGUCCUGGCCGGCUGUAACUCCAUGUGCGCCGGCUACCUGUUCCAGCCCGACAAGCAGUAUGACGUGACCUACGACACCGGGGACAUGGCCAUCCAGUGUGGGCGCCACGUGGACAUCUUCAAGUUCUGGCUCAUGUGGAAGGCCAAGGGUACGAUUGGGUUCGAGCAGCACAUUGACAAGUGCCUGGACCUGUCCCAGUAUCUGUACAACAAGAUCAAGGACCGCGAGGGCUACCAGAUGGUGUUCGAUGGAGUGCCCCAGCACACCAACGUGUGCUUCUGGUACCUCCCGCUCAGCCUGAGGGGCAUGCCCGAGGGAGCAGAGAGACGAGAGAAGCUCCAUAGGGUGGCCCCCAAGAUCAAGGCAUUGAUGAUGGAGUCGGGGACCACCAUGGUGGGCUACCAGCCCCAGGGUCAGAAAGUCAACUUCUUCCGCAUGGUCGUCUCCAACCCGGCCGCCACCCAAUCGGACAUCGACUUCCUCAUUGAUGAGAUUGAGAGGCUGGGCCAUGACCUGUAGACGCCAAACUGGCGCCACCCUGUUGGUCACCGGCUGAAACGACAACACUCUCUCACUAAUACCGUUUUAUGUCCAGCAUCUGCAGACCAUGAAGGUGAAACAAUCAUAGUGUUGCAGGUAGAACGAAAAAAUCCACAACAUCCAGACAAACAAAAGAUUCAUGUAUUUCGCUUGCAGCGUUUUCAUUGUUUUACUGACUUAUCGGAUCCUUGCAAUGAGAAGGACUUAACUCUUGUCACUGGCUCACUUCAGCUGAUAGGAAGACCACUGUACAACAGGGUACAGUCUGACCCCGCUAGAGUU